Molecule: messenger RNA, 2618 nt
Organism: Syngnathoides biaculeatus (alligator pipefish)
Lineage: Eukaryota; Metazoa; Chordata; Actinopteri; Syngnathiformes; Syngnathidae
Gene: atp6v0b
Product: ATPase H+ transporting V0 subunit b
Exons: 9
Coding region: 179-814 (211 amino acids)
Biological process (GO): proton transmembrane transport
Cellular component (GO): proton-transporting V-type ATPase, V0 domain
Molecular function (GO): proton-transporting ATPase activity, rotational mechanism
Source: RefSeq, a predicted model, not a curated record
GAAGGAGGGAAAAAUGAGAAAAUACAGUAGUCUCGGGUUUGUUGAACAACAGCGACACCAAGUGUCAUUUUCACACAUUGCAAGGAGAGGUCGCACUCCGGUUUGGAACGCAGCCGUCCGGGACCAGGGAGCUUAAAGUUCGUUCGCGUCUUUGCUUUAGCACGCCGAAGCCGAAUCGAUGCUGCUGGAGUGGAUGAUGGACGGACACGCCAUUCUUUACACGGGGGUCACUUUGGCCUUCUGGACCACCAUACUCGUCGUCGGUAUAUGCUACACUAUAUUUGAUUUAGGAUUCCGUUUUGAUGUGGCAUGGUUCCUUACAGAAACGUCACCUUUCAUGUGGGCCAAUCUGGGCAUCGGCUUGGCCAUCUCGCUGUCUGUUGUGGGAGCAGCUUGGGGAAUCUACAUAACUGGCUCAAGCAUCAUUGGUGGCGGUGUCAAGGCUCCUCGCAUUAAAACCAAAAAUUUAGUCAGCAUCAUUUUCUGCGAAGCUGUUGCAAUCUACGGCAUCAUCAUGGCCAUUGUCAUCAGUAACAUGGCCGAGAACUUCAGCGGAACAACUCCUGAGACCAUCGGCGCGAAAAACUAUCAAGCUGGAUACUCCAUGUUCGGCGCCGGCCUGACGGUGGGCUUCUCCAACCUCUUCUGCGGCAUCUGCGUGGGAAUCGUGGGCAGCGGGGCGGCGCUGGCCGACGCCCAGAACGCCAGCCUCUUCGUCAAGAUCCUCAUCGUGGAGAUCUUCGGCAGCGCCAUCGGCCUCUUCGGCGUCAUCGUGGCCAUCCUGCAGACGUCAAAAGUAAAGAUGGGCGACUAGAUGAGGAGGGACAAGAGGAAGUUGACAACACCGCUGGGGAAGAAAAACAAAAACAAAAACGCUGUGUAAAUAAUACACCGUAAAUUAUUUAAAUGUUCUAUUUGCCGCUUAUUGUUUGUCAUUUCAAGAACAGCUGUUUCUUAACAAUGAAUGGUGGUGGAAAAUGACACUAUUGAUAGAGUAUUGGAACAUAUUUUUGUUGAGAGUGUGAUUGUGUGUUGUUCUCUUCGUGUGAAGCAUGAGGGCUUUUAGCCUUUGUUUACUUUGGUUGCCUGGUUUGUCAGACCCGCUUACUCACUGGCGCCCCCCUACUGGAACGUGUUCGUAUUUCAGCCAGUACCAGUUUAAUGUAAAUGAGAGAGAAAGCGCUGGGCCGUUACUGUCAUGCAUGCAAUGACACAAUGCAAAGAAAAGUCUUGAGGACCAAUGAAAUUCAGCGGUAAGUCAGACAUUUUGGGUAAAUUACUGGGGGUGAUAAACGAGGGAAUUCACGCAAAUGGGGACCAAUCGGGGACGGGUAUCUAGACAGAUGGGUGAUGGGAAAUGCAAAGUCUUUUUGUCUGUUCAACCUCAACAUAUCUGAAACUCAAGUUUUGAAAAUGCGUACUUCCCGUGUGGGAUAUUUCAGCGUCACUGAUGUUCAUGACGUGGCACGGUGGAUCAGCCGGUAAAGCGUUGGCCUCACAGGUUUGGGGAUCUGGGUUCGAUCCCGGCCCCGCCUGUGUGGAGUUUGCGUGUUCUCCCCCGUGCCUGCGUGGGGUUUCUCCAGGCGCUCUGGUUUCCUCCCACAUCCCAAAAACAUGCGACAUUAAUCGGACGCUCUUAAGUUGCUCCACGGUGUGAUUCCAAGUGUGGCUAUUUGUCUCAAUGUGCCCUGUGAUUGGCUGUCGACCCGUUCAGGGUAUACCCUGCCUCCUGCCCAUUCACAGCUGUGAUGGGCUCCAGCAAUCCCCGCGACCCUCGUGAGGAUAAGCGGCCAAGAAGAUGGAUGGAUGUCUAACAUGGCAGGAUGCAUUAACGAAUCUCAUGGACUCGUGCCCAAAAUUGAAGUUAACCAUAUCCAUUUUGGGCAAAUAUUAAGGCUUGGUAGUCGUACUUUGGCAAAUGUCAAUAAGAGACGUCACUGGAGGUUUUUUUUUUUUUUUUUUUUUUUUUUAACAUCGGUAACAGUUUUGUUUAGGCCAUCUAAUGUGGGCAGAGUGUGACAUCAAGGUUUGAUCAUUUUUAAGGCUUCGCCAUGAAAAAGAGGGCGCGUUAGCUCUCGUUCAUCACAACUCGCAGGACGCUUUUGUAACUUGUUGAUUUUCUGACGGAGCUUUCGUCAUCCGUCACCUGCCAUGCAGACUUUUUGUUUGUUUUGGACCCUGGCAGGGAAAAAUAGAAGACCUUCUCGUUGUGAUCUUUUUCAGAUCUUAAUAUGUAAUACAGUGACUGACAUGAGCCAUAGUAUUGAUGAGCUUAUAGAAAAAUAAUGUAAACUAUUCUUUAUUUUCCACCAUUUACUUCAUUUUUUUUAUAUUUCCUGGAUUCCGUGUUCUCUCACAGCUUCGGUGAAAUGAAUCGAUGCCAGUUUAACAGACCAGGCUAACCUGUGAACCCCCCCCCCCCUGUAAUUAUUGUUGUGAAAGACUGUUAACAUGGGUUUGAUUGUGAUAAAUGUGAUUUAUGCCACUCCCCCCCCCCCACACACACACAGUGAAGUCCUGAAAGAAGGCCUGUACAGAACUCCAGAUUUGUCAGUGUGUGAAAUGAUGUUGUGAUGGUGAAACGAAAGUAAAUGUCCAAUAAAAAUAGAAAACAGCUC